AAGACCUAGUGAGGAUGAGCAUUUCAAAAGUUUGUGCCCUGCUUCUACUGGCCAUAUCUGUGGUCUGUAUGAAGUCAGUUGAAGCAAACAGCCACAGACGGUGCAAGCGAGAAUGGAUCCUACCACCCGCAAAACUGGAGGAGAAUGUUGACUACACCGAACGAGAGUACAUUGCAAAGAUUCGCUCAGACUUUGACGAGGUUCAAAAAGUGAAAUACAGCCUGAUAGGACCAGGAGCAAACGAGCAUCCUGUCAAUCGCUUUAUCAUUGACCCUGACACUGGCUAUGUCAAGGUCACUAAAAUCUUGGACAGAGAGGAAAUCCAUCAGUAUAAUUUGACUGGAAUUGCCAUGUUCCUUGACGGUACUGAGGCAGAGGAAGCCAUUGAGCUUACUGUCUUUGUUGUUGAUCAAAAUGACAACCCUCCAAAGUUCGACAUCCAUAUCAGCACUGUCAGAGAAUGCAGCACAGUCGGAACUGUUAUAAUGAACGUGACCGCCCACGACGAAGACCAGAAAGGGACGGUUAAUUCAAAAAUCGCCUACAGCAUCAUUAAGCAAGAGCCUCCAGGUUCUGGAAUGCUGUUCUCCAUUGACAGGGACACAGGACAACUGUUUGUGAAUGAGCCAACUCUGGACCGGGAGACCCAGGAUUUCUAUGAACUGAUUGUCCAAGGAGUGGAUUUGGAUGGGGCUACAAAUGGAAUUACUGCAGUUGGAACAGUGAAGAUUACUGUACAAGAUAUCAACGACAACGUCCCUACUCUCGAGAAGGAGGAGUACGCUGGCAAUGUGGACGAAGGAGCUGUGGACGUGGUGGUGAUGAGAAUCAAAGCUCUCGAUGUGGAUUUAAAGGACAGUGAUAACUGGCUGGUUGUUUUUAAUAUUGUUUCUGGGAAUGAAGAAGAUCUCUUCACAAUCCACACAGAUCCCAAGACCAAUGAAGGUCUCCUGAAGCUGAUUAAGCAUGUGGACUAUGAGAAGACCAAAAAGCUGAACCUUCAGUUGGAGAUGGAGAAUGUCGCUCCAUUUGUCAAUGGCACAGCCUUGGCUCUUAGAUUGGAGUGGCCAGAUCAGGACUUAGAUGCAAAGCCUGUUGAUGUCUCCCCUGAUACUGGUAAACCUGUUAAGCCAGGUACCAAACCAGGAGGGCAGCCAGGUACCAAACCUGGAGGGCAGCCAGGUACCAAACCUGGAGGGAAGCCAGGUACCAAACCUGGAGGGAAACCAGGGCCCAAGCCAUCCAAACCAGGGAAAAAGCCUGGUAAAAGUUAUCCUAUUUCAAUUGCGGUCAACAACAUGCCUGAUGGACCUAGUUUUGAACCGGAGGUAAAACACGUGCCACUGUCAGAAAACCCAGAAGAGAUUGAACUUCACUCAGUCAUGGCUGUGUACCCAGCUGUGGAUGGUGAUACUGGAGAAGACCUAGAUGAUGUUAAGUAUGCUGAAGGAUUUGACCCUGAUAACUGGUUGACUAUUGAUGAAGACACUGCAGAGAUCAGACUGAACAAGAUGCCAGAUCGAGAAUCUCCAUUCCUAAAGAAUGGCACAUACUAUGCUGAGGUCCUCUGUCUAGUCCAAGAUGGAUCAGGAAGAACAGCCACUGGAACCAUUGCCAUUAAUGUACAGGAUUCAAAUGACAACUGCCCGAAACUGACGAGCACAUACCAGAAUAUCUGCACAGAUUCUAAAGUUGUGUACAUGUCUGCCAUUGAUGAAGAUUUCAGCCCCAAUGGAGAACCAUUUCACUUCUCCAUCAUUUCAGAGCAGACCACAGGACCAUGGGAGACGGAGAAGCUCAAUGGCACAGCAGUGGCCCUGCAUUCGGUGGAGCCCUUGUGGCCAGGAGUCUACACAAUCACAGUGGAGGUAACCGAUGCUCAGGGUCUGUCCUGCCCAGACAAGCAGACGCUGGAGCUGGAGGUCUGUACUUGCACAGAUGGAUAUGGCUGCAGUCUCAGAGGAUAUGUGGGUGCAGAUGGUUCCUCCCUCAGUUCUGUCAGUUUUGGAGCCCCACUUUUUGGCGUUCUGUUGGCAGGACUGUCCGUCGUAUUGGUGGUCCCCCUACUGCUGCUGUUCUGCCAGUGUGGAUCUGUAGCCGGCAUGGCUGACCGUUUCAUGGACUUGCCUUUUGAUGUUCAAGAGUACCUGAUGCCAUAUCACACUGAGGGCAAGGGUGAAGACAAGGGGGUCCCUACCUACCUGCUGCCAGUUACUAUGAUAAAGGCAGCAGCACCUGUGGCCCUCAGUUCUGCAGUGGAGCAGCAAACCACUCAAAUGUCCAGCAGCACCUACAGCCAGAUGAUGCAGAUGAGCCAGUUUCAGCCAAGCCAACAUGUGGAGAUGGACAUGAGGAGCAUGGCGGAGUAUGCAGCCAUAGGCCAGGCUAACACGCUCAGUGCUCACCAGAGAGGCUCAACAUACCGCGCCGUCACCCGGCAGGAGAGCAGGCAGGCAGGCUUGGCAGACCUCUAUGAAGAUAUUGCUCUACCUGAUGAUUUUCUGAUGGAGUACUUCGCCCAGAAGUCAGCAUACACAGCUGUGCAGGUUCCUCAGAAGGACACGUUGCUGGAUUAUGGCUACGAGGGGCAGGGAUCACCUGCUGGCUCUGUGGGCUGCUGCAGCCUCCUGGGGUCUGAUGAUGACCUUCAGUUCCUGGAUGAUCUGGAGUCAGAGUUCUCCAGCCUGGCCCAGAUCUGCAAGCCACCAAAACUGAUUCUGGAACAAAUUGAGAUGUCGCUGCAAGCAAAAACAGAGCGAGAAAGUUCUAUGUCUGUCAGCACUGUGAUGGUUUCCGAGGCUCCUCCUCCUCCUCCUCCUCCUGUCCACACUGAAACCACAGAGAUCUGUAGUACCAUCAGCAACUCUUCUACUCUUCCCAGGAUUCAAUUGUGUGAAGCCAUUGCCGUGCCGACCCAGACUGUGCUGGUGCAGCAGCAGCAGCCCCUGUACUACAUGGUGGAGCCGCAGCAGGUCCAGAGCACAGUGCUGCUGACUGAGAGGCCCCAAGUGGGUCUGGGUCAGGGAAUGAUCCUGGUCAACGGGAGUCAGACAGUCACAGAAGGAAUGCUGCUGCAGGGGGGAGGCCUGGUGCAGGGAGCCCAGGGGCUGGUGAUGGCCCAGGGUGGUCAGGGAUUGGUGUUACAGCAGGACGGGCACGUUCAGGGUGGUCAGGGUUUGGUGUUACAGCAGGAUGGGCACGUUCAGGGUGGUCAGGGUUUGGUGUUACAGCAGGCAGGGCAUGUUCAGGUUAGUCAGGGUUUGGUGUUACAGCAGGGUGGGCACGUUCAGGGUGGUCAGGGUUUGGUGUUGCAGGAGGGUGGCCAUAUUCAGGGUGUACAGGGGGUGAUCGUCCAGGGCCCGGGUGCUGCACAGGCUUAACGAAAAGGGAGUCUGGUUAUAUCCCAGGGCGGGCACGUUCAGGAGGCUCAGGGGUUUGUGAUGUCCCAGGGUGGGUACAUUCAGGGGGUCAUAGUUUGAUAAUGCAGCAGAGCAGGCACGUUCAGGGGGAACAGGGGAUUGAAUGUCAAAAUCAUCAACAUGCUCCUGGUUCCCCGGGGUCUACAGACCUGUUUCUGGUAAACGGCGGCCAGGCAGCAACAGUGGGAUUGGUCCAUUUAUCUCCCGUCCUUCGCAGUACCUGUGUAGCACACACAUUCUCACCAGCAAAGAUCUGUCACUCAUCUUCAUAUGGGAGGGUUUUGGCAUCAUUCUCACGUUAUAAUCAUCAGCCAAUUAUGAUGGUCACUCCAAUCAAGCUUCUGCAUGAGUAAUGGUGUCAACCAUGGCAACCAAGUUUUCAUUUUUCCUUACUAAAAAUUGGUUUCAGCAGCUUUGUGAAUAGGUUUUAAGAGAAACUCUUAGUGGCAGGAUAAAAUGCUCACACAAUCACUUUGGCCUAUAGCCAAGGACACUUUCUGGAUCUGCUCCCUGCUAUUUCAAUUCUAUGAUCCAGCUUUACAUCCCCAAUUGCCCACUGUGAUUUUCUGGUGAGCGUCUGUUGUGUCGACCUGCCAUAAACACUUCAAAUUCAAGACACUCUUCCCCUCAGUGGUACUCUCUCCCUUCAUUGGUGGAAAGAGUUGCUCAGUGCUCUGCAUUCCUGUGAUAGUUUUGGGUCUUUCAAGAGGGGUCUAAAGACAUUAUUUGUUCAGCUUGCACUUAAUUAAGUGGUUCUUAUGAGUAAUGGUAUAUGGUAUCUGUUUAUUUUCAUUAUUGAUCGUUGAUAUUGUAUUGGCAUUAUUGUUAGUAUUACUAUCCUUAAUGUAGCCUCACCAACUUUCUAUAACUGUUUACUGUUAAUUAUAACUAUUGUAUUGUUAUAUUUGUGAUAAACCUUGAUUGUGGUGAUAAACCUUAAUCAUCCUUAAUAAACCUUAUUCUUCCAAGGAUAUAAA
Molecule: messenger RNA, 4396 nt
Organism: Alosa alosa (allis shad)
Lineage: Eukaryota; Metazoa; Chordata; Actinopteri; Clupeiformes; Clupeidae
Product: desmoglein-2-like
Exons: 15
Coding region: 15-3380 (1121 amino acids)
Biological process (GO): homophilic cell-cell adhesion
Cellular component (GO): plasma membrane; desmosome
Molecular function (GO): calcium ion binding
Source: RefSeq, a predicted model, not a curated record